UGCUACCUGUCAGUGUCCAUCAAUGCCACCUGCCAGUGCCACAUAUCAGUGCUCAUCUGAGCUGCCUUUCAGUGUCACCUAUCAGUACCAGCCAGUGCCACCUAUCAAUGCCAGCCAGUGCCACCUAUCAGUGCUGCCAAUCAGUGCCAACUAUCAGUGUGCAUUAGUGCCGCCUAUUAGUGCCCAUCAGUGCUGCCUAUCAGUGCCACCUAACAGUGCCAGUCAGUGCCUCCUAUCAGUGCCAGUCAGUACCGCCUAUCAGUGCCAUAUAGGAGUGCUACCUUUCAGUGCCCAUCAGUGAUGCCUGUCAAUGCCCAUCAGUGCCACUUACCAGUGCCUCCUCAUCUGUGCCAAUCAGUGCCCAUCACUGCCACCUAUCAGUGCCCAUCACUGCAGCCUCAUUAGCGCAUAUCAGUGA
Molecule: messenger RNA, 418 nt
Organism: Staurois parvus
Lineage: Eukaryota; Metazoa; Chordata; Amphibia; Anura; Ranidae
Source: the annotation of a GenBank genome assembly